CUCCGCCCCUCGUCGGGGCACAAGGGUUCACCUGAUUGAGCAAAUGCAACUCCAGUUGUUUGAGCCAACGUUAUGCAGUUGCAGGGGAACUGUCUCAACAGGUCAGACCUAUGUCACAAAACAUGGCCCACUGGGCGUGAGAAAACACCUCACUGCACAGCUAUUUAAUUUGCUAAUUAAACUACAAGUUAGUCGUGCUUUUGGCAAUCAGCUCAGCAUUGAAUUGACACCCAAGAAGAGAAUCGGCAAGUGA
Dovyalis caffra is the source of this 253-nucleotide messenger RNA. NCBI's taxonomy places the organism in Eukaryota, Viridiplantae, Streptophyta, Magnoliopsida, Malpighiales, Salicaceae. The record is from the annotation of a GenBank genome assembly.